Perkinsus marinus ATCC 50983 is the source of this 786-nucleotide messenger RNA. RefSeq lists its product as hypothetical. NCBI's taxonomy places the organism in Eukaryota, Perkinsozoa, Perkinsida, Perkinsidae. Bases 1 to 786 code for a protein of 261 amino acids. The record is from RefSeq and is a predicted model, not a curated record. The transcript is spliced from 6 exons.
AUGAGUGGUCCAGAAGAUGCCACUGAUGGGAGGAAAUGGGGUACUCUAUGGCAGAGUGGUCAAGACUUGGCGGCGGCCUUGCAGAGGCACUCACAGGACGUUGCUGCCAAAAUACAGGUCCAGGCUCAUGACCUAGCCAAUCAAGUAUCCUCUAUGGAAUGGGGAGAUAAAGUGACCACAGCUGUCCAACAGGCCGCUGAGACUCUCCAUCGCGCAACGGCAGCCGCUGACUCACCCACCGAGAAGCUUAGCAGAAGGAACUCUAUUAUACAGCUGGCUGAUCGGAUAUUCAUAAUACCCUUCCCUGAGAAAAAUAGGGCCGCCUCAAUUGCCGCGGCCCUUCCUGGCAAUUGCAAGAUUUUCAACAUGUCGGAACGGAGGUACGAUCCUUCAGAGGUGUUCCCAACGAUGUCAGUAGUAGUGGAGGAUAUUACAUUCCCUGGCCUACCCUACCCACCUCUUAUCGAAACAGCUCAGAUCUGUCUUCAAUGUCAGAAGGGCUCUCAUAGAAGCCAGGGGGAGGCUGUUGUUAGUGACGGGGAGAUCAGUGCUGAGGUCACUGCAGUUGUCGAGCCUCGAGUAGCCGAGACCGAGCAGCCCCCUGCCGACACGGAGGGCGAUACAGAGGCUGGUGUUGGCAGCUCUCAUGAGGGGGAGAUGACCAUACCGCUCGAGUCGCCAGUUGAUGAUGCAGAUCUUGGUCUGGAGGAUCUGUAUGGUUUAACAGAAGUGGAUUAUACAGCAUGGGAUGUCCCAGAUGGCAACUCGCCUGAGCACUCGCUGUGA